UACACAUAUGUACAUACGUACAUCAAUGUAUGUACUUAUAUGCCCCUUUGAUAUAUAAAUCAAAACCGUCUUCUAUGCCAGAUGGAAUAACAAGUUAAAUCAUUUUUAAGGUGUUUCGUUUUGCGUUACGUAUGCGUUUCUUUUUGCGUCUGUGAAUGUUUUUGUGUGUAGACAUCAAAAUCAACGAGCAGAAGAGGCAAACGAACAAGAACAUCAACAACAACGACGGGCACAUCUAACGCUGCAGCUAACAGAUGAGCCCCAACAACAGAUGUCAAUUGCUGCAGCCGAAAAUGCAGGGCUUAGCCCAGGUGACUUACCAGAUCAUUGGGCCUCAGGUACAGCUAAUUCCACAACAGCAACAUCGAACAGCAGCAGCAGCAGUAGCAGCAACAGCAGCAGCAGCAAGUACAGCAGCAACACCAUCAAUACCAGCCACAGAGAUAGCAACACAGUUUGCAAUCUGCCGCGCUCAUCGCCGGCUGCGGCCACUGCAGCCGUUACAAUCUCAUCAGCCGCUGGCGGCAUCGGCAGCAAUAAUUUAUUGCUGAGUGGACUGCAUCACGGUUUGGCGCCCAGCAACGCGCCAUUGCAACGCGCAACGGCAGCGAGUGGAGGCGUCGGCUCUGGUGGUGCUGGAGGCGUUGCAGGCGCCUCAACAACAGCAACAGCAGGAGCAGCAGCAGCAUCAGCAGCAACUACUACUUUAACACUCCAGCAGCAAUUGCUUUACCACCAGCAACAGCAACAACAUCAGCAGCAGCAGCAGCACCAACAACAUCAUCAUCAUCAUCAGCAACAGCAGCAUCUGAAUCAGCAGCAGCAGCAACAGCAGCAGCAACAACUUAACUCUCAUCAUUCACACCAAAGCAAAGCAGCGGCAGUUGCAGCUGCAUUGCAGCGAUCGGGUGCCAUUAUGAAUGCGGUGGCAUCGCCGAUCUCAGCCAACUCAGCGACGUCGGCACGAAAGAUACGACGCAAAACGGAUCCAAAGGUUAAUUUGCCCCAAUCACAAAUCAAUAAAUGCAACAAUGAGAAACGACGUCGGGAAAUGGAAAACAAUUAUAUUGAGCAACUCUCCGAGUUCUUACAGCUUAAUAAGCGUGGAGAUAUGACCUCAACCAAACCGGAUAAGGCUGCAAUAUUAAAUCAAGUGGUUCGAACGUAUCGUGAUAUUUGUGACAAAGGCCAAAGCCGUGAUAUAUCCUCAACCUCGACGAAUAAUAACAACUCUACGAUAACGACCAAUAAUAACCACAGCAGCAGUAAUAAUAAUAAUAAUAAUAACAACAAUAAUAAUAAUAAUAAUAAUACAAAUAAUAAUAACAACAACAGCAAACCACAAGCAACCUCAACACGCUGCACACGCUGCGCCACAGACAAUUGCUCCAUCCAUCCGGUGCAACAGGGUGAAGUCUCAUCCACAGAGCCACCAUUGCCAGAGCCAUCUCUGUUAAUUGGUCAAGUGCCGGAAAUUUCGGCAUACUUUGAGGCAGUUGAACAUUACAUUAGCUCGGUGGGUUGGGUCCUGUUGCAGGUGAACGCAAACGGCAUCAUUGAGUCCUGUACGCAGAAUAUACGCGAAUUGAUCGGCUAUGAGAAACAAGAGCUAUACCAUCAGCCACUCUGCAUGUACCUGUAUCAGGGGGAUCACGCCAAACUGGAGCCUAUUAUAAGUAAUAUGUAUAGCAGCAACAGUGGCGGUGGUGGUGGUGGAGGUGGUGGAGGAGGUUCUAGUGGUGGCGGUGGUAUUGGUGGCAUUGGCAGUGUCGGCGGUUUGGGUGGUCCCGCUGGUUGGGGUGAUCUCGAUGAGCUAAAUAAUGGCAAUGCAUCACAACAAUCGCAGGGCUCGAAUUCCAGCUCAACUGGCGGGGGAAAUGCUGGCAAAUCGAAACGCAGCAUUUCGACCAAAGUACGCAUGCUAGUCAAGGAUACGCGAACUGCCACCCAGACAUUAUCAAAUUGUGGUGAUGGCAUUGGCAUGGGAGAGCAACAGAAACCAUUGAGGCAACCUGGUCAGCAGGAUAAAUAUGAGGAAGUUGUAUUGAUAGCGGCUCCAGUCAAAGACGAUGCCGAUGCCAGCAGCUCUGUGUUAUGUCUAAUCACACGGCCCGAGGAUGAAUCACCGCUGGAUAUGAAUAUACAGCAGCACGUCAAACAGCAGCCAAUCGAACAGAUGACCUUCAAGCUGGACAUUGAUGGCAAAAUACUCAUUGUGGAUCCAACAGCGUUACGUGAACCGUUCAAACAACAUCUGCAGUCUUGGGUGGGUCGCCUCUGGCAGGAUCUAUGUCAUCCGCAUGAUCUGUCCAUGCUGAAAUCACAUUUACGUGACAUACAAGAUUCAGCCGCUGUCCAUUCACCGGGCAGUGCUGCUGCUGGUGGCGGUGGCGGUUCCAGUGUGCCCCAUUCACACAUUUCCAAUGUGGUGUCGCGUCCAUUUCGCUUGCGUUUAGGUGCCCCCGAUGUCUAUGUGCAUGUGAAGGCCAAUUCGAGAUUGUUUGUCAAUCAUACACCGGGCGAAAGUGAUUUCAUAAUGUCUGUGCAGACAUUGCUCAAUUCGGAGAACGAUAUGAAUAGCAACAAUACGGGAUCUGGAGCGAAUGGUGGACCUGGAAGUGGAUCCAAUAGCUUGAGUCUUAGCCAGCUGUGUGCCAUAUCGCCAAGUGCCUCAUUGGCUAAUACUCUGGUCAAUACACUAACUAUGGAGACAUUGCAUGGCAGUUCCUCAUCAUCAGCAUCAUCGAUAGCUGCCCACUUGCCCACACAUCUUUUGGGUGGCCUUGUUGGCGGUGGCAAUGGCAACAAUAACAGCAGCAGCAGCAGCAGCAACAACAACACACAAACCACCAAUGUGGGCGGACCAUUGAUGACCAGUGCCAUUGUAAAUGGCUCGGGUAUGCAAUCGCAAUCACAACAGCAGCAACAGCAACAACAACAGCAACGGUCCACAUCCUCGACGGCCAGCUCAUCGGCCGCAACAUUGGUGAAUGCGUUCACUGCCUCACCGGCACCCGGGGAGCAUAGCUUCUAUGGCAAUGAUACUUUAGAAUUUGAUGUAGCACAUUCCUCAUUUGACAUGGAUCCCAGCAUCGUUGGUAGCUGGAUCGAUUCUCGUCCAAAUUCAAGAGCCUCAGUGGCCACGCCGGUUAGUACGCCACGUCCGCCCUCGGGGCAUGGUUUUAGCCCGGCUCCGGCCACGCCCUAUCAGCUGUCCUCACAUUCGGCCACAAGUCUACCAUCGCCGCAAUCGAAUGCCAGUGCUGGAGGCAGUUAUGGUUUCAAUUUUCCCUCAUAUGAGGCAAAUGAGCCCAAGCAAGAGAAGGAUCACUCUAGCAACAAUAAUAAUAGUGGCAGCAUGAUUCCUGCCGGUGGUGGUUUACCCAAUGGUGUGGGUGGUUUACUAUUAACCCAACAACAGCAACAGCAACAACAACAAACACCACCACAACAACAAGAAUCUUCCGAGAGAUUGCGUCAUCUGUUAACCAAAUCACAGAGUCUAGCCAGUGCUUUGGGUGCUGGCGUCGGAGGCAGUGGUCUAGGCGAUGAAGAAAAGUACUUUAAGCAGGAGAGCAGCGAGGAUGAGAAACUUAUUGGCGGCAGCAUAAAAAUGUCUGCCCAAACGGCAACAGCAAUGAGCAUGUUUGGACCAACGUCUGCAAUGGCACGAAAUGCCGGCCUAUUGCAAAAGGCAGGCAACUCACAGAAUCCCAUGUUGCUCAAGCUUCUCAAUGAAAAAAGCGAAGACGACGAUGGCAGCGGUAUCAGUGGCGGUGGAGUUGGCGGCAUUGGCUCUGGCCAUCCGGGAGUAGGUCUCAAUAAUAGCCGGCAAAGUGAACUGAUGCGUCAAUUGCAAAAGGACGAUGGCGGCUCACAUGGUUCCAUGAUGCGUGCAGGAGCCAAUGCCAAUAUGAGUAACGAAGAUCUCAAGGCAAUGCUGAAAAUCCAACCCGAUCCACAAAUGAGUCGCAAACGUUCACUCAAUGAGCCGGAUGAUGAUAUUUCUGCCAAGCGAUCCGAGGAUAAGCCAAGCAAACUAUGUGUCCAGAAUAAGAUGCUGGCCAAGCUAUUGCAAAAUCCGCCAAAGAUACCAAAAGCCCCAAAUCCAGAGCAACCGUUGCAGGUGAAAACGUUGCCAGAUAUUACAAGUUCGACGGUGAACAACGUAAGUAGUUCUCUGGCUGGACCGGGUAACCUCAUAAGUGCUGGCAGUACCGGACCCAAGGCAGCAGCCAAUCGUCAGCGUAAACAGCAGCAGCAACAACAACAGCAGGCAGCAGCCGCAGCAGCAGCAGCCGCUGCCGCCGCCAGCAAUACUUCCCAGCAGCAGCCAAACGAUGUCUACCUCAGCCAACAACAGCAGCAGCAGCAACAGCAGCAACAACAACAGCAGCAACAACAACAACAGUUGGCCUUCCAACAGCAAUUGGCCACUACAGCAACUACCUCAAUUACCACAGUGGCCUCCACUUCAUCGGCUGCAGCAGCGGCUGUUGCGGCAGCUGGCCUCAUGAUCGAUGGCGACACAGAGCUCUCCAAGCUGCUCGAUAGUGUAAUGGAAUACUAUCCCGAUGAUACACCAAUUGUAACGAAUGCUCCAUCAGAAGCCUCUGCCAUUAGCGAUAUACAGAAAUCCCUUAUGCUAGAUGUGGAAUCGGUUGCCGGAUUUACCAAUGAUAUUGGACAGCAAAUGCUGAUGGCCCAACAACAGCAGCAGCAGCAACACCAGCAGCAACAUCAGCAGCAACAUCAACAGCAUCAGCAACACCAGCAGCAACAUCAACAACAACAUCAUCAAUUAAUGGCCCAACAACAAUUGCAACUUCAACAGCGACAACAGCAACAACAACAGCAGCAGCAUCUCCAACAACCUCCAGCCUAUCAUGCAGGCAUGUUAAGCCUUCAGCAGCAGCAGCAACAGCAAAUGCAACAGCAGCAACGCCUAGAGGCUAUGCGCAAUCAAGGUUUCCAACGUCCACCUCCCAUGUAUCCAGUUCGAGGCCGGGGACCCAUGAAUGCUGUGGCCACGCCAAGCGGUGGCGUGGUCUUGCCCGCCCAGCAGCAAUUGCGCAAUUUGCGACAGCAACAGCAACUGGCUGCUGCCCAGCAAAAAGAGCGCCUUCUGCAACAGCAACAGAAGCAACAGAUGCUUGUGCCCGAGAAUGCCACUGGCAUCAAUGCAGGAAUUAAUAAUAUUAGCUCUCUGCUAAAUGCCACUGUGGCACCCAAUGUCUCACUCUCUCGCACUAAUUUGUCCUCAGAUGCCCAACUGAGUCCGAACUUUGCUCAGACUCUGAUGCAACAGCAAUUGAGUCCUGGACGCAGUGCUCCCUACAGUCCGCAGCCCAAUCAAGGCUAUCCACAGUUCCCGCAGACAGGCCAACGUCUAUCACCGCAGCAACAGCAACAGUUGAGCCAGCAACAAAAUAAUGUCCAACAGCAACAGUUGGCCUAUCAACAGCAACAGCAGCAGCAAGUGGGUGAUGGGGGCCGAUGCAAUACGCCAUUUGGUUCCAAUUCCGGUCUACAAUCGCCGGGCAUGCAGAAUAGUCCACAGCAAUGGACUGGCAGCGGCAGUGGCGCUGGCGGUGGCGGUGGUGGAGGACCUGGACCAGGUGGUCCAUUGCCAGGCGGCAAUUCUGGACGCACCCUGCAACAGCAUAAUCCCAUGUUGAUAGCCCAACUCCAGGGCGUGAGUCCUUAUAAUCCACGUCAAUAUCAACAGAAUCAACAACGACGUGGCUUAAACUCGCCCGGAGCAGUUGGCGGCAAUCCAGCAGGCUUGCAGCGACAGAACUCGUUCCAGUCACAGGCAGGCGGUGGUGCUACCACUCCGGAUGGCACAAGUGGACCAAAUGUUGGAUUCAGUGGUGGACCUCAAUCGCCCUACGGUGGCAAUGUCAAUGUAUUCCAGCAACAGAAUCUACAGAGAUUGCCCAGACAGGGCAGUGUGCCGCAGGCAACCCAACAUUUACCAGGCUCGCCACGCUUUGGUGCAUCUCCUGGCACGAAUACCGGCAACAACAACAACAGCAGCAACAACAAUAGCAACAGCAACCAUACUGAUAAUGCCGCCACCGCCGCCAGCAAUCAGCAACAACAACAACAACACCAACAUCAACAACAACAUCAGCAGCUAAUGAAUGGCCUAAGCAUGUCCCCGCAUCCACAUCCACAUCCAGCCAUGAUGGGAAUUGGCAGCUUGGGCAGUGCUGGAGGCAAUGGCAUCAUUGGACUCGGUGGUGGUGGUGGCGGCGGCAACAACAACAACAACAGCAAUAACUAUGCUGCAGCCCUGGCUGAUUAUGGGCAACAACAGCUUCAGGCGAAUAAUUUCUAUGGUCGAGCCCAGAGUGCUGGCAAUGGUGGCGGACCAGGAGGAGGAGGUGGCGGCGCUGGGGGUGGCAAUGCCAAUUCGGAGUUUGUCAAACAGGAACUGAGAGCUGUGGUCAGUGUGCGUGCUCAGCAGGCUGCGGCAGCGGCUACUGGUGGCCCUGGCGGUGCGGUGGGUGUCAUCGGCGGUGGCGGUGUGGUUCAACGUGGACAGACGCCGCAAAGUCCAUUGCAACAAGGACCAAUGAUUGGAGGCGGUGGCGGCGGCAGCGGAAAUAGUACAAAUAUCAUGGGCAAUGCCACGCCCACGGGAAGCGGCAAUGGCAAUAAUGCAAUGCUCAAUACGCCACCAGAUCCAACGUUGGGUUUCAGCUUCGAGACGCCGGAUUUCUUUACAAGCAGCGCUACUAGGUGACCCUAAGGUGUCCAAUUGAUUGGAAUGCAUCAGGAUUGAAAUCACGAAGAAGAACAACAAAACUGCUAACUAAUGGCAAACAAUUUAACUUUGCUUGCUAAACGCAUUUAUGGAUCUACAAAAAAUAAAUAUUCUAUUUUCAACAAGUGUCCCAGACAACAACAACAAGUUCGGGACGAAGGGGAUUGGCAGGAGACGAAAGGGAGCAGGAGGCUCCUGCGAAACGUGUAUAAUGUAAAAUUAAUUUAAUAUUAAAUAGCAGCACUAUUUAAAAAAAUUAAA
This is a messenger RNA of Drosophila willistoni, 7033 nucleotides long. RefSeq lists its product as uncharacterized. Gene Ontology annotation, molecular function: nuclear receptor binding; protein dimerization activity. Bases 272 to 6751 code for a protein of 2159 amino acids. The transcript has 15 exons. The record is from RefSeq and is a predicted model, not a curated record. Gene Ontology annotation, cellular component: nucleus. NCBI's taxonomy places the organism in Eukaryota, Metazoa, Arthropoda, Insecta, Diptera, Drosophilidae. Gene Ontology annotation, biological process: cellular response to hormone stimulus; positive regulation of transcription by RNA polymerase II.